AUGAGUGGAAUACAUUUAACGAACAUCUUAUUUGAGGUUGGGGAGUAUAUUUCCGAGAAUGGAGAGAAAGCUCGAUGGAUUCCAAGAGAGGAAAAUUGCAGCUACAGUUUACUCUUCAAGACAUGUAUGGAAAGGAUAUCUCACUCUGUGGAUCGAAUAUGCGGGAAGAUUUCAAUUGAUGCGUCUAGGAGUAAGCUUAAAUUGAGUUACAUCUCAAUGAUCUUUAAACCUAGAAGACGAGUAUAUGUCGUUGAUGAUGAGGAUGUUCAAGCUUACCUAAACUCGACGGAUAAUGAGCAAUGUAGAAGCGUCUUGAAUGUGGAGAAAGAACGAGUAGACGAAAACGCAGAGAAAGAACGAGCAGACGAAAACGCAGAGAUAGAAGCAGAAGAAGAUAGUGAGCCGAGAGUAAAUGUUGACGUUGAUGAUGAUGGUGAAAAUGGUAUGAAUAAUGGCAUGCAUAGCUCUUCUUUUGAUGAUCAUUUUGAGGUUCCUCGUGCUAUCCUAGGAUGUGAUUAUGUUGAUGAAUGGGAUGAUGGAAUGGGUUUGGAAAUAGGUCAGGAAUUUCCGAAUAAGAAGGCAGUGCAAGACUUAGUUGCUACAGCUUGUCAUCGAAACUGUUUUGCGAUUAAGUUAGUCAAAUCAGAUAGACAGCGUUAUGUUGUAAGAUGCAGUCAAUGGAAUGAAGGUUGUGGCUGGUACUUAAGAACAACAAAGGUUCGGCUUUCACCCUGUUUCUCGGUGAGGGUUUACACGGGUAAACACCGAUGCUCUCGUGCGAAUGCAAGUACAAGCAUGCAAAAAACCAGAGGCACACCACAUCUAGUUGCUUCUGUUCUGAACGAAGAUUAUGCAGGUAUUUAUGAUACACCAGCUCCAAAGAACAUCAUGGACAUUGUUCAAGCAAGAUUGGGUGUGAAAGUGUCGUACUCGACCGCCUUGAGAGGGAAGCAUAAAGCUGUUAAUGAUGUGAGAGGUAACCCUGUAGAAUAUUUUCAGCUCAUUCAUUCGUAUUUUUACAUGUUGGAGAGUGUAAACCCUGGUACUGUCACAAAGGUGAAGCUUGAUGCAAAUCAGAAGUUCCUAAAUCGUUUCGCUGCCUUAGGAGCUAGCAUAGAAGGUUUUCAGGCUAUGAGGAAGGUCAUCAUUGUCGAUGCAACAUCUCUGAAGACAUCAUAUCCAGGGAUGCUCGUUUUUGCCACAGCGCAAGAUCCUAAUCAUCACCAUUAUCCACUUGCGUUUGGCAUUAUUGAUAGCGAGAAUCAUUCAAGUUGGGGAUGGUUUUUUGAACAGCUGAAGACGGUUAUUGCUGAUAGUCAUGAAUUGGUUUUUGUUUCUAACAGACACCAAAGCAUCAUCAAGUCAGUGAGAGAAGUGUACCCAUUUGCUGAACAUGGAUAUUGUAUUUAUCAUUUGUCCCAAAAUGUUAAGGGAACAGUUGGCUCCAGCAAGGACGAAUGCGCUGCAUAUUUUAUAAGAUGUGCAGAGAAAUAUACAUACCCUGAGUUUUGGGAAUGUUAUAUGGACUUCCGGAGUCGGUAUCCGAGUGCAGCAGUGUACCUCGAUAACCAGGUGGCGACUGAUAAAUGGGCGCGAUGCUUAUUCAAGGGAGUAAGGUAUGAUGUCGAUACAAGCAAUGUGGUGGAAUCAAUGAAUAGUGUGUUCAGGAAAGCUAGGAACAAAGAAAUUAGUCCGCUUGUGGAGAACAUAAUGCAUGGCCGAUGUAAAGUUGCAUCAAAGUUAAUUGUUUCUGAGGUGAAUUCCUAUUUGCUUGAGUACUCUGUGAUUGAAGAAAGAGUGCAUUACGGAGUUAGUUUGCUAAAGAAAAGUUGCAUAUGCAAUCAGUUUGACAUCGACAAAUAUCCUUGUGUUCAUGCAAUAGCGGCUGUUAUAGCCUUGAUGAGGAGUGACGAUAGAAACGCCGAUGUCAAUUUCCAUGAUCUAGUGUCGAAGUAUUACUUGAUGGAGACGUGGGUGCUAGCUUAUUAG
This is a messenger RNA of Microthlaspi erraticum, 1989 nucleotides long. NCBI's taxonomy places the organism in Eukaryota, Viridiplantae, Streptophyta, Magnoliopsida, Brassicales, Brassicaceae. The record is from the annotation of a GenBank genome assembly.